ACUCCGGAAGGAGCAGAGACACUUUGUUAAAACACCUGAACGACGAGAAACGUUCUCAUCUCGUUUUAUCAAAUCAUUUUACCUCAAAUAAAAAAAUACGGGAUCAGAUUCAAACUUAAACAUUAAAAUAAAGUAAAACGGAACAGAAACUGCGAUGUGCUGCCGGAACCACUUUAGUUUGAAAAGCUGAAACCGGAAGUGAGGAGAGGAGAGAAAGUCGUUAAAUGCGGAAGUUUGAAGACGUUUGUUUCCUCAGAAUCAUCGUGAAGAAGUUUGAAGAAGUUUGAAGAAGUUUGAUGAGACGAGCGUGAACUUUGUUUCCUGAUCCAACAAACACACUGUUGAUAUUAAACACUUACACACAGUGAGCUGCUAGGAGACGACACAUAAAGACAACCAAGGAACUCUCUGUUGUGUCUCCGCUCCAUCAUGGCCUCUGAAGUGUACUCUGCCACGACGGCCCCGAACCCCAAGUCCUCCUGGUGCCAGGUUCCCUCGGAGCGCCUGGACAAGCUCCGCUUCCUGGUCAAAGUCUCUGAAGUGAUCUUCUCCUUCGUGGCCUUCAUCCUGGAGGAGGUGGUCAGCAGCUGCUACAGCUGCUUCGCCCUCUACUUCUUUGAGUUCGUCAGCUGCACGGCGUUCCUCUUCACCCUGCUGCUGCUCGUCCUCCUCUCCACCGCCCUGCACGCCAGGGUCGGCAUCACCUGCUGGCCCCGACUGGACUUCUGGUACACCUCCCUCAUCGCCCUCUUGUUUUUCGUCUCCUCCAUCGUUUUUGCGACGAACAACAACGGAACGGAUCUGGAGAAAAGUGCUGUGGCGUUUGGUUUCACGGCGAUGUCGGCGUUCCUCUUGGAUCUCGUCUUCUUUUAUAAAAGCAGCGGACUUCCUCUUCAGAAGUCUGGAGGCGGCCCCCCCGCAGAGGGGGGGGCUCAGCUGGAGACGGAGAAACUUAACUCUGACUCUAACCCCAGCGCGGCCGAAUGAGUUUCAAUGUGUUUCAUGCGUUCAGAGCUUAUUUACACACGACUCCUCUAACGUGGCGACCGGAGUGUGACCAGGAAGAACGACACUAAAACCAUGAACCACUAAAUGUUCUGCUUUACAGCAAAUCUGUCAUAAAACUGAACGUUUAUCAACUCUAGAUAAACUGUUUGUAUAAAAGUUCAUAUGAAACUUUUACGUCACACAAGGAAAAAUAUUUCGAAUGAACCAUUAAGAGAAGAAAAGGUCGACUGGUUGUUUUCUGUCCCUGAACGUCUCCUGGUGAUUUAGAGAAAAGACGUUUUUCAACCUGUUUCCUGGACGAGUUCACAGAACGACACAAAACGAUGAUAAGAAGUGUCCAGCAGGGGGAGCUGUUUGUCAUCAGGCUUCUGCAAUUCACUGAUUAAUCAAGAUCAGCCAAUCAGUUCUGUUCAAUUUAAUUUGUAUGGCACCAAAUCAUAAUCAACAUUAGCUCAAGGCUCUUUACACAGAUGGUCAAUCUCCCUGUGCCAUCCGAGACACGCUAAACUGAUCAGGAAACAGGAAGUGAGUCACGUCUCACGUUUGUUACGGAACCUUGAAAAAUGAAAAUAAAAUGAAGCAGCUGAAGUGACAUCACGUGUCGAGCUGCUGUUAACGAACCUACCGAAGAAAACCUGUCACGAAACUCAGAAUUCAAAAGUUUAAACUCAUUUUGAUUUGAAGUGCGUCUGAGGUGUCGUCCACAGAUCUCGUCUUUAUUUCUAAUUUCACCUUCGUACGUAUAAAAGUUUUUCUUUAUUUUAAAUGUUUAAUAUUUUUAACUUGUUUGAGAGUUUUUUUUUGUCUUGUUCUAACAGAUUUUUAUUGUCUUAAAAACUAUUCUUUUUUUUAUGAAGGAAAUUUUGAUGUUUUGUCGCAAAUAUAUAAAUCAUUUCUGAAUAUGAAUCGAACGAGGACUCCAGCUGUUUGUCAAAUGUAAACUUUAGUUGUUUGGCUUCAGUCGGAUGUUGAUGUGAAAUGUGUUAUAUUUGUUUAUUGAUUUCUCUGUCUGAAGUUAGCUGAAUGAAUGUUUGAUGAAUUGAUUUAGUCUGAAUUAUCCAGAGUUUUAAGAGGGUUUAAUUGAUGGAGCAGGAAAUCUGAGGUGUGACACUUAUUAUAUGGUUCAUAUUUUACCUUUGACUCUGUAUAUUUACUGGAACCAAUCAAUGACAACUGUAAAAUAAAACAUUGACUAUACUGGACACUUUUUAAAAAUAUUGUUUUCUAUUUCAUGUAAGUCAGACAAUCCAGAAAAGUUGUUUAUAUUUCAACAUGAUUCAUGUUCACGACCAAACCAAGUUCAAUCAUGUCUUUUUCUAUGAUCUGUAUUUUUGUGGUGUAAUAAACAGAUUUUCAAAGAA
Molecule: messenger RNA, 2369 nt
Organism: Pleuronectes platessa (European plaice)
Lineage: Eukaryota; Metazoa; Chordata; Actinopteri; Pleuronectiformes; Pleuronectidae
Gene: cmtm6
Product: CKLF-like MARVEL transmembrane domain containing 6
Exons: 6
Coding region: 430-987 (185 amino acids)
Cellular component (GO): membrane
Source: RefSeq, a predicted model, not a curated record